Wasmannia auropunctata (little fire ant) is the source of this 2597-nucleotide messenger RNA. Its product is annotated as progestin and adipoQ receptor family member 3. The transcript is spliced from 8 exons. The record is from RefSeq and is a predicted model, not a curated record. Gene Ontology annotation, molecular function: signaling receptor activity. Gene Ontology annotation, cellular component: membrane. The coding region runs from base 190 to 1227 and encodes 345 amino acids. NCBI's taxonomy places the organism in Eukaryota, Metazoa, Arthropoda, Insecta, Hymenoptera, Formicidae.
CUGCUCGGCGCGCUCGGUGCGGUCGAUCGAAUCGCGGCGGAGACUCGCACAACGUGAAGAGUGCGCCGAUGCGUCCGACGACCACGAGAGACGUCGAUGACUCUCCGUUUCCUCGACCGUCCCCGCUAAAACUGUCGAUCGCCGCUCCACGAGGAAGCAGGUGUUGCACAAAAGGUCUACGCCGUUUGAAUGAUGAAACUACUUGCAGGCGUAGAGGAGGUUAGCGACCACUGUGAAAAAGAGACCAAUAAUGGCCAACUGCACAACAAUAAUAGUCAUGAAAAGCAAUCUACAACAGAAUUGGCGCAAGAAGCGAGCAAGCCGCUCGUCAACAAGGUAUGCGGCGAUUCGACAGUCAAGAGGGAUGUCCCACCAGAGGAGGAAAACAAGUUGAGACGUUUGCUACGGUUCGAGGAGGCGCCUGAAUUUCUUCAGCACAAUCCCUACAUACUGCGCGGUUACCGAGGCUGCUUGACCACCAAAUUGUGCCUCGAGAGCAUAUUUUGGUGGACAAACGAAACCGUCAAUAUAUGGAGUCACAUUUUUGGCUGGAUGCUCUUCUUCGGUCUGACCCUAUACGAUCUCUGUCUACUGAACAUUCACGCGCCGUUCAGCGACAAAUUGAUCGUGUCUUUGCUGCUUCUUUGCUUUCAGAUAUGCAUGAUCCUGUCGUCCGUGUAUCACACGUUCUCGUGUCGAAGCGAGAAGGAUUACUGGUGCUUCCUAUCUUUCGACUUAUUCGGCAUUGCUCUGAGCAUGCUGUCGAUAUACAUGUCGGGGGUCUACUAUGCCUUUUGGUGUCACAAGGAGCUGCAGCGGUUUUACCUCACGACCGUGCUCGCGAUCUUCAUUUUCGCGAUGAUACUGCAAAUACCGAAGCUGAACAUCAACAGCAACAUUAAGCUAGCCGUAUUCGUGAGCUGGGCGAUAUAUGGCGUGCUGCCAACGCUGCAUUGGACCUUCGCGAUGGGUGGCUUGGAUAACCCGAUCGUUAAAAUGCUCAUUCCGAGGGUGAUAGGAAUGUACAUUAUUAACGCUAUCGCAUUCGCGUUCUAUAUGCUCAAAAUACCCGAACGUUUUUACCCAGGCUGGGUGGACUACGUCGGCUCGUCGCAUCAAUGGUGGCACGCGCUGGUCGUGCUAGCCCUCUAUUAUUGGCACAACACCGGAAUGCUUUACGUGGAAUACAGAAUGAAUCACGGAUGUCCGAGCAGUAUGACAUUAUGACAUACGGAUUCCGACGGCCAACCAGAAUCCGUCCUCGCCAUGGAUUGCUCCUGCAUGAUGAAGACGGGUGCUUGGUCGUUGGAGGUCGCGGAACCGCCGUUUUAUAGUAUCUUGAAGAAUAUGUCCUGCGAGAUACAAAAUCCAUUGCGUGUGUACGCGCAUCGAUAGUCGUCGACACCUUUAGGAAAUAUACGUUGCGACGUUCUGGAGAGAGACUCGCUGUGGAUGUAUAUUUAAUCCACGAAGUUCCGCAACUCUAUUUAUAUUUAUUCGAUAUCACUAUUUCUUAUCGAUAUCACUAUUUAUAUUCGUCUCGCGUUGACAGCUAGUUUCAUUCUAAAUAUUCUCUUUCUUUCCUUUUCUUUCUAUCUUUAAUUCUAGCAGGACUAAAAAUAAAUAAAUUAAUAAAAUAUAUUAAACUUUUUAAUAUCGCUGUAGAAAUGCGCUCGUUGAAUUUAAUUCCGGACUGAAAAAUUUUUUAGAUUUAUGGAUAAACGUAGCCAACUAAGUUUAUUCGCAAAGAACAAAUUUUUUGCAAAUGUAACAACGAUACAAACAACUGAUUAUGUAAAAAUAUUUCGUAACAAUUUCCUGCUGGAAUUAAAAAAAACAGUCUUUCGCUUUCAGAAAUCUAGUUAGAGUUGUUUCUUCUUACGUUCCAAUGAGACUGGGGAUUGCAAAUUGUUCGAUGUAGAGUUAUGUAGACUAUAAUAAGUCCUAACGCCUUGCGCGACAGUUCUUUAUGAAUGAUCAGCUAGAAAUAUUCUAAACAACAUAUGUAUGCUCAAAAUCGGAACAUAAGACAUCUGAUCCGAUUUUGGAUAUGCGUGCUGUUUGGAAUUGUGUUAUGAUUUUUUUAUCUCUGGUGCAAAAAGAGUGCCUUUUGUCGUUUUACUUCUAGCUUAUAAACACGAUAUUAGAAAUCUCGAGUCAUGGGUUACUUCUGACGUAAAAGUCUUUCCUUCAUUUUGUUGAUGAAAGACUGCCGAUGGCAAUGUUAACGAGAUAUCGGCGAUUGAUUAAUCAAAGCGCGCCGUGACAUUGAUAGUUGCUUUUGCAACACGGUCAAAGACGGGAUAUAUUGGGUAACUUUGCUAAUUUCCAUUACUCGCAGCGCACUUUUAUGCGCAUGUUUUGUAAUGUAGAAAGGGGUCUUAUACAUACCAAACGAUAUCGAAAUUAAUAUAUACAUAUAUUAUUACUUGACUGAUUCCAGUAUACAUAUACACGCCGCAUCUUCGAGCGGUCCUUAUACAAUACACAAUAUUGCAAUAUAAAUAAAUAGUUAGGUGAUAAUAAUUUGUAUAACGUUGUGAAACAAUAUUGUUCCCUAGAUCGUUGUUAAGAAAAAUAAAUAUUUUAUGUAUAAA